Molecule: messenger RNA, 663 nt
Organism: Penicillium griseofulvum
Lineage: Eukaryota; Fungi; Ascomycota; Eurotiomycetes; Eurotiales; Aspergillaceae
Exons: 3
Coding region: 1-663 (220 amino acids)
Source: RefSeq, a predicted model, not a curated record
AUGCGUCUCCAAUCUCUCGCCCUCUUGGCCGGUGCCACUGCCGCCAUCGCCGCCGAGACAGUCACUCUUUUCCUCCCCGGAUUCGAUGAGCAACGAAUUGAGGGCAAGGUCAUUGGCACCACCGGCUCCAUGACCAAAUACCACAUCAAGUGUGCUGCCAACGUUGAAUCCGACGAAUGUGGCAUCCCCCCCGACGGAAUGACCGUGGUCCAAGGCUCUUCAACCGUCAGCCUAGCAUACAGCAUGGACAAGAUGACUGUCCUUGAGAGCUGCAAGUGGGAUUCCAAAACUGCCAGUUGUGGUGCAUCCCUCGACGAGCGUGGCAUCACCACCGAGUGGAACUCAGCCGUCGCCCUGACUGAAAUCCCCGGUGGCGCUCUGAUGCCUGUGACUAUCACCGCGACUGGAACUGAGAGCGCGUCUGCUACUACUGGUGCUUCGGCCUCGGCUUCUACCGCUGCCUCGACUAGCGGCGCUACUUUGACUACUUCCGCUUCCAGUGGAACUGCUACUGGUACUAGCACUGGUGGUUCCUCGGAUAGCAGCAGUGCUGCUGCCACCAGUCAGACUGAGAGUGGUAACGCUGCUAUGCCUAUGAUUACUGGAAACGCCCGCUGGGCUGCUGGUGGUGUUGCGGCUGCACUGGCCCUCGCUGUUCUCUGA